AAGAAAUUGACCGGUCGACAUGCGAAACACUUCUCAACUUCCACACUUUGUUUAAGAGAGGUAUGAAAUGUUAGCCGCACCGAGCCAGAAUGGGACGGGUGCUGCAAGCAGGCCUGGCUCCCGGCUGGAAUACUCUGGGGGCGAAGGCGGCGGCGGAGGCAACAGUGGUGGUGGUGGAGGCGGCGGCGACGGUGGAGGCGGCGAGGGCGGAGGCAAGGCUGGGGAAGGGGCCGAAGGGCCGGACCACCCGCCCACGGAGCCCCCACCUCAGCAACAGCAGGAAUCACAGCCCAAGUCAGAUACCGAAGAAGACACUGAAGGGCCGGAGCCACAAGAAGUCAAUAUAGUACGGCCGAGAACAGUGCUUGGAGGAGGAUAUUGGGGGAGUAGGCCUCCGAGUCCUGGGGGAAGCGAGACGUCGUCUGUGAUGCCUCCCAGGCCGAAAUCAAGAGCAGCGCCCUCAGCACACGAAGCGAAGUACAACAACCUCAAUUACUGGAGAGCCAGAAAGGUCACCUUCUACAAAAAUGGGGAUCCGUACUUCCCGGGGCUUGAGUUCAGAUUUCGGCCUGGGCGAGACGUGGGCACUUUGGAGGCUCUCCUCGACAAGCUAUCUCUCAGGAUGGACUUGCCCAGGGGAGCCAGGUUCAUCUUCGGCCUCGACGGCGAAAGGAAACACCUUUUGGAAGAACUCGAGGACGGCAUGUAUUAUGUCGUUUCCUCAUACAAGACAUUCAAGAAUGCCAGUUACGGCGGCAAAAAGAACGGAAUAUGGUAUGGCCCGCCGCCCCCGAACUCCGGCUGGAGCAAACCGCCGAUGAGCAGAAAGCAGUCGCUGGUCGACGGAGAUCUGCCGCCUCCUGGGGGCGGCGGUGGAAACAAACCGAAUUCCGGUAGGGUCAUCAGAAUCAUCAACAACCUCGACCACACUGUCCAAUGUCGAGUGCUGCUGAACCUCAGGACGACCCAGCCUUUCGAAGAGGUCGUCGAAGAUUUGGGACAAGUUUUGAAAAUGAACGGAGCUAGGAGAAUGUUCACCGUCUCUGGGCAAGAGGUGAGGAGUUUUUCUCAACUGAGAAACGAGUUCGCUGACGUUGACACCUUUUACCUCGGUUCUGGAGCUCUCAUGUCCCCGGUGCGAAGGAGCAGGUCUCGAGGGGCUAUCGCAUCCGGUCCGGUCGUCGUUGAACCCGUCGCGAUCAACGGCCCUGUCAGGAGGCGGGCCAGGAGCAAAUCUAGGCCGAGGAACCUCUACAUGGAGCAGGAAGUCAUCAGGGGCAACUCAGAUUAUGAUGAAGAUUACACGCUCUUGGAAGUGCUGAAGGAAGAGCCUGUCCGGCUGACCAUCAAAGGAAUGAGGAGAACUUUCUACCCUCCUCUUCACCAUGCUCCUCAGGAUAAUUCACCACCUGAAAAACGUCUGGUGCUCGAUUGGGUAUAUGGGUACAGAGGUACCGAUUCGAGAAGGAACCUUUGGGUCCUGCCAACUGGAGAGCUUCUGUAUUUCGUUGCCGCGGUUGCUGUCCUUUUUGACAGGGACGAAGAAGCCCAGAGGCACUACACGGGCCAUACGGAAGACAUACAAUGCAUGGACCUCCACCCGAGCAGAGAGUUAGUCGCCUCGGGUCAACGUGCUGGCAGGAACCGUAAGACUCAGGCCCACAUCAGGAUCUGGAGCACGGAGACACUCCUGACACUCUAUGUAUUUGGAAUGGGAGAGUUUGAAAUAGGCGUAUCAGCUGUGGCGUUCUCUCAAUUGAACGGAGGCAGUUAUGUGCUUGCAGUUGAUGGCGGAAGGGAAAGUAUACUGUCUGUCUGGCAAUGGCAGUGGGGCCAUUUGCUGGGAAAAGUUGCAACUCUGCAAGAAGAAUUGACAGGUGCAGCAUUCCAUCCAUUGGAUGAUAAUUUGUUGAUAACGCAUGGCAAAGGCCAUUUAACAUUUUGGACAAGAAGAAAAGAUGGAUAUUUUGAAAAGACGGACAUUAUAAAACCUCCUUCAAGAACACAUAUAACAUGCCUUCAGUUUGAACAAGACGGCGAUGUUGUGACUGCCGACGGUGAUGGUUUUGUCACAAUAUAUUCUGUUGAUAGCGAAGGAGCUUAUUUCGUUAGAAUGGAAUUCGAAGCUCACAACAAAGGAAUAAGUUCACUCAUGAUGCUGUCAGAAGGUACUUUGUUAUCUGGCGGUGAAAAAGACAGAAAAAUUGUAGCAUGGGAUUCCUUGCAAAACUACAAGAAAAUAACAGAAACUAAAUUACCUGAAGUGGCAGGAGGUAUUAGAAGCAUAUACCCCCAAAGGCCAGGCAGAAAUGAUGGAAAUAUUUACGUUGGCACAACUAAAAAUAAUAUAAUGGAAGGAUCAUUACAAAGAAGAUUUAACCAGAUUGUUUUUGGACAUGGAAGACAGUUAUGGGGUCUUGCAGUACACCCCGAUGAUGAGAUGUUUGCCACUGCAGGACAUGAUAAGAACAUUGCACUUUGGAAGAAACAUAAACUAGUCUGGACAACAACUGUCGCGCAUGAAUGUAUUUCAAUAAGCUUUCAUCCAUUUGGUGUUGCCCUUGCUGCAGGCUCGACGGAUGGGCACCUGGUAGUUUUGAACGCUGAAGCUGGAAAUAUUGUUGCAACAGUAAGAGUAUGCGGCUCCCCACUCAAUUGCCUUGGCUAUAACCCAGCUGGUGAUAUGGUGGCGAUUGGUUCCCAAAAUGGCAGCAUUUACCUGUUCAGAGUAAGCCGUGAUGGAUAUUCUUAUAAAAAAAUUAACAAAAUAAGAGGGUCCCAGCCUCUUAUGCAGAUGGAUUGGAGCACAGACAGCAACUUCAUUCAGACUGUCACUGCCGAUUAUGACUUGACUUUCUGGGAUGUGAAGACACUUACUUCAGAAAAGAGUCCAAUCACUAUGAAAGAUGUUAAAUGGUAUACGCAUAAUUCAACAGUCGGUUUCUUGGUUUCUGGAAUUUGGAACAACAGAUACUAUCCAAUGACAUCUAUAAUCUCAACUGUAAACCGCUCAGCUGCUCAUGACCUCCUCGUAGCAGGAGAUACAGAGGGAUAUUUGAGAUUAUUCAGGUAUCCAUGCAUCAGCACGAAAGCAGAGUAUAACGAAGAGAAAGUGUACAGUUUGGCCAUCGCCACUGCUCGGUUUCUUUUCAACGAUAGGAACGUCGCUACGGUCGGUGGUACAGACGCCUCUCUGAUGCUCUGGGAAGUAAUAGACGAAUGAGUGAAGCUCAUGUGGAGUGUCGAGAUUUAUCCUGAAAGCCCUUGAGCUCGAAGAAAAUGUGAAUUUACUCCAAUCUCAAGAGCUAGCCAUUAAUUCCAAUUUAACUGCCAUUUUGACUAUCAUAACCAAUUUUCUAUUCUUAAAAAAAAAUAUAGAUCACUCAUCACUAGGAUAGAAAAAUGACUGUCCUAGUCAUUAUAACUAGAUACAAAUAUUAAUUAUAAAACCUGUAUAGCUAAUAUUUAAUAAAUGAGCUUUUUAUUUACAAACAAUGAGUCAUAGAUUCACUUUGUAAAUCAAAUAUAUUUUUAUCACUUUAUAAUAAUCAAUAUAUAUAUAUUAUUUUUUUAAAAAGAGGCCAUUGCUUUGUUGUUUAAAAAAUGUUGUCCAUUUUUCUAAGUUAUUAGUCGCUUUAGAAUAACUGUUAUGACAAAUCCUUAUAAAUAUGUAUAUAUACCAUAGAUACAUUUUUCAAUGUUUAGUCUUAGAAAUUGGACUUCUCAUUAAUAU
This is a messenger RNA of Cimex lectularius (bed bug), 3733 nucleotides long. It is a transcript of the gene DCX-EMAP, whose product is annotated as echinoderm microtubule-associated protein-like CG42247. The record is from RefSeq and is a predicted model, not a curated record. Gene Ontology annotation, biological process: microtubule cytoskeleton organization; intracellular signal transduction. Gene Ontology annotation, molecular function: microtubule binding. Lineage: Eukaryota; Metazoa; Arthropoda; Insecta; Hemiptera; Cimicidae. Gene Ontology annotation, cellular component: mitotic spindle. The transcript has 21 exons. The coding region runs from base 68 to 3223 and encodes 1051 amino acids.